GAUGCACAAUGGCCAGUCAGAUGGACCACGGCGGGUCGGACACACAGACAUCCUCGCCCCUCCUCCGCGUGGGCGUGUCCCUGUUGAGUGUCUUUUCCCGAGCUCACAAACUCACCGCCGCAUAGUGAGCGAGACGCGCUUGUUGUUGCAACCCAGUACACACCACCGAAGAAGAAGAAGAAGAAGCGCAAUGGCCAGACGGCCGCAUGAUCAGACCAGUCUUGCGACCUAGGAAAAGUACAAAAUGGACCCAAAGAGCACAAAAAGCAGCAGGAGGAGGAGGAGUGGUCGGUGCACAAAUGUUUUGCUCCAAGUACUUCGGCUUUCCUUUUUGGGAGCUGCUCCAGUCCCAGCUUUCGGUUACUUCCUGGGGGACACCAAGGCGGUGCUGAACGGCUGCAAAGACCACUGGACCCUGCAGGACAGCACGUUCACGCCCUUUUUGUCCCAGAUGACUGUGUGCUUGGAUGUCCGAGUGCUUUCCCCUGGAGCCUGGGUGGCCUUCUCCUAUAGCUCGGUCCACGCACCCAUGCCCGAUCUGGGUCUGGAAGGGAAUGAGGGGGCAGUGUACGGGUGGCUGCUUGGGGUCCGGCACCGCUUUCCCGUUAGUCUGUCCCUGGCUCGGUGGCACACGGUGUGCUUGAGGAGAGAUGUCCCCGGAAAGUCAUUCAGCUUGGAGCUUAAUGGACGUCUGGUGGCCAAGCGGACGGUCAUCGCCCAGGCCAUCCCCCCCUCUGGGUCCCUGUGGCUGGGCUGCCGUCCUCGGCAGAGGCCGCGCGGCGCAGUGCUCGGCCAGGUGGAGGUCUACAUGUUCCGGAUGUGGGAUGACCUGGCCCACCGCGGCCCCUGCGAGGAUGGCACCGUGAUUGGCUGGGACGCCCGAUUCUGGGGCCUGACCAGCCCCAGGGCUCGGCAGACGGAUCGCCAGCUCCACUGUGUUUCCGCAUUUACUGACAGCCCCCGUCAAAGUCAACCGGCGUCAGUCAUAGUGACACCUCGGGACCGCAUGGAAAAAUCUUCAAAAAGCGAGAGCACAACAUCAUCGGACAUCAACGGCUCCUCCGCCGUCACCGCCAGUGAAUUCACAUCAAACGACGAAAUCGCAUCUCGGCCACUGAAUUUAGCCCCGCCCGCUGAUCACAUCCUAGCCGGUCGCCUCUCGAGUAGCAGCCGGACACCUCAUGAAAGGUCCCAAAAAUCAGCCCGUAAAAUUGCUGACUCGUCACUUCCACGUGGAAGCGCAAUCGCACCCCUCAUCAACGACACAUCACGGUACGACGUAACGACAACGCCCUCUACGUCUGACUACGAUGCAACCACACGCUACAAAGGAUUCACACGUCUUCCAAAUGACACAGUGUACAACAAAACAACUCCCACAUUCCUACCAUCUGCCAGCAACACCCUUGACGACAAUGUAACUGCAGUCAGUGAAAUCACACCCCUCAUCAAAGACACCCCACGAUUCCACCAUACUACCCCAUCCACGACGUCUGACGCCACAACGCGCAAAACUUUUCCACAUCUUCCAAAUGACAAAACGGGAUCCAACUUUUUACUCCCCUCUGCUCACAAAACACUUGAGUACAAUGUAACCGCAGUCGGCGCGAUCACGCCCUUCAUCAACGACACGUCACAACACAACCUAACAACACGAGUCUCGACCUCGGGCUAUCGUGUAACCACGCACCACAAAACAACCGAAACGGAGUACAACGUAACAUCUGACUUGUUACUUCCGCUUGCCGACACUCCUCUCGAGAGCAAUGAACCACCAGUUGGUACAACAGCGGCUCUCCUCAAAGACACGUCACGACACAACCUAACUGCACCUUCCUCGACAUCGCCCUCCAAUGUCACCGCACUCAAAGCAUCAUCACCCGUCCCGAAUGACGCCACACUGCAGAAUAAAGCAACUGGCAGAUUGUUACCGUCGGCUAACAGCACACUUGAGAACAACGCGACAGGAGUCGGUGCAAUGACGCCAUUUGUCAAAGACACACCGCCAGACAACCUAACUGCAGCUUCCUCGACAUCACUUGCCAACGCAACUCCACACAAAGCGUUUCCAAAUGACCCCGAGGUGUACGAUGUCACGGCGGCCGACGCAUCAACACCCACUGACAUCGCGGACCUCAACGGGACGACGGCGAGCGCGAUAACGCCCCUCAUCAAAGACACCCCGCGAUACAACCUAACUGCAGCUUUCUCUUCAUUAGUCGACGACGUGACCGCACACAAAGCGUUUCCAAACGACACCGCCGCGGAUGACAUCACGGCAACCGACGCGACACCAACUGACCGAACCGACCUCAGUGUAACUCAAAUAAGUGCGUGGGUAUCCUUAAUCAAAGACGCGCCACAAGACCACCGAAUGACAUCCUCCCCUCAACCGGUCGACGAUGUAACGACUCGCGAUAAAGCAUUGACAUCCGGUGCCAAUCGCGCAGCAGGGAACACAGCCAACGUCCUUGCCGAUCGACACGACAGCACUCCCGCAAGUCGCCCGACGUACGCACCGACAACCCCCGGCGACGCGCAACCGGACGACGUAACAGACAACCGUGACGCCGCCUUUUCCCACGGUUACGCAAAGCACAACGUCCAGACAGCCACGCAAAAUUCAACGGAUGGCGUGAUCGACGACACGCCUCUGAAAGCGACCGUUCCCGAUAUGAACAAACAUCCCGCCUCUUACUGUCCGACGACGUCCGAUGACAUAACGCCGUCGACCACAAAUGCCGCAGCUGAAGCGAUUGAUGACAUAACAACCAACAAACACGAGGACGCGUUCGCAGUCUCGACAAACGAUCGUCCUGAAGCCCGAGUGGAGUCGAGUACAAAAGUCGGGGCCUCCCGUGAACGUUUCGCAAGAACCUCUGCCACGAUGACCGCAACCACAACGGAGACGCUUCAAAGUAAGAACGCCGCGACGGAGUCUUCCUCACCCGGGUCGGGAACUCCCUCCAUGUUGUCUUCAGGUACAAAGAACAACCUGGAGGAGCAAGCGGAGAAACUUCUGGAAAAAACUCGGGACGCAUCUCAGCUCAACUCCUCCCAGGUGGCAGAGUUGGUGGCGGAGCUGGAGAGGCUUUUGGAUGCUCCCGUCGUGUCUCAAGCUUUGGGCAAGAAAGCCGUCAGCAUUGUGAGCAACCUGAUGGAGGGCGACCCCCUCGCCCUUGACGCCUCCUCCAACAGGAUCAUUGCAGUGGUGGAGGACUUGGGUCUCAAGCUGCUUCUAACCGACGCCCCUGUCGUCCUCUCGUCCGGCUCGCUGGUUCUGGCCGUCCAGAAAGUGGACGGAAGCGACUUUCCGGAGAUGUCUGUCAACAUCGUCAACACCGAGGACGUUCAGAUAAGCGAUGGCGGCGAGAGGUUCAAGAAUCGGGACUCCGCCAUGGCUUCCGUGUACCUGCCGUCUUCCAUCAUGGAGGCCUUGAGUGGUGACGAGCGGAAGCUCGUCGACAGGGUCCAGUUCACGUUCUACAGUCAACCGAUCCUGUUCCAGGACGACACAUUGAACAAUCAGACCGUGGUCACUUCAGUGUUGGCAUCGAGCGUCAGCAACGUGUCAAUCAGCAACCUGACUGACAACAUUCGUUUCACCAUUCGAAACAGCCAACCUAUACACCAGGCUAGCUACGAGGCCGUUUGCGCCUUCUGGGACUUUGCUAUGAGCGGCGGCGCAGGUGGAUGGAGCACCACCGGCUGCACUGUGGCGAGCGCCACGUCGUGGAGAACGACGUGCACCUGCAGCCACCUCACUUCCUUUGCCGUCCUGCUGGAUCUGUCCAGAGGCGGGAUAAAUGACCGCAAGCAGGCACAAAUCCUCACCUUCAUCACUUAUAUUGGCUGCGGCAUUUCGGCCAUUUUUCUGGCUGCCACAUUGUUGACGUACCUUUCGUUUGAGAAGUUGCUGCGUGACAUUCCGGCCAAGAUCCUGGUGCAGCUCUGCUUUUCGCUGCUCCUCCUCAACUUGGUCUUCCUGCUGGACGGCUGGCUGGCGCAGUCCCCGGCUCGCGGCCUUUGCAUCAGCACCGCCUUCUUCCUGCACUACUUCCUGCUCACUUCCUUCACCUGGGCGGGGCUGGAGGCCUUGCACAUGUACCUGAGCAUCGUGCGGGUGUUCACGCCGUACCUCAGCAGAUACAUGCUCAAGUUCUCGCUCAUCGGCUGGGGGGUUCCAGUCGUCGUUGUGGUUGUGGUGAUCUCGGUAGACAAAGACAAUUAUGGUCUGGUUUCAUAUGGACGGAACAUGGACGGCACCUCCGGGGACUUCUGCUGGGUGCGCAGCGACGCGGCCUUCUACGCCGGAGUGGUGGCCUACUUCCUGCUGGUGUUUGCUUCCUGCCUGCUGGUCUUCGCCGUGGUCAUGGUGCAGCUGUCACGCAUCAAAAAGCAGAACCCGCACAACCAGUCGCCUCAUCGCGGCGUGGUGGCCGACCUGCGCAGCGUCGCCGGCCUGGUGGCGCUGCUCGGCCUGGCCUGGGGCUUCGCGCUGUUUGCCUGGGAGCCGCUCUACUUGCCCUUUGCCUACCUCUUCACCAUUUUCAACUCUCUGCAAGGGUUGUUUGUCUUUAUUUUCCACUGUGCCUGCAAGGAGAGCGUCCGCAGGCAGUGGCAAACAUUCCUGUGUUGCGGGCAUCUGCGUUUGGCUGAAAUCUCAGAAUGGGGUCGGGCCGCCGCUCGGGAGAACAGGAACUUUGCCGUGACGACGUCGGGCGUGUCGACUCGCCAGCUGGCCUCUCGGAGCUCCUCGCUCGCCAGCAACAGCACCAACAGUGGCAGUUCAGUGUUUGCAGACAGCGGCAUGUCUGAGGGUUCGAGCUGCGACGUGGUCCUCAACGAGCUCCACAGACAGACUGUCGCGUUUUAAAGAAAUUCCACUUUAUUCCUCGUCAUUCUUGUCUCGAUGUACAUUUAGUUGUCAGUAUUUCUCCUCUGGCAGUAAUUGAGCGUCCUCGCUUUUUGCAAUUCCAGACAUGUCCACUAAGUGGCAGUGUAAGACCGCUCAUCGGUUCGAAAUGAAGCGGUUCGAGAGAGUUCAGGAAUUCAAGCGUCAUCAUCACGACGGUUUUCAAACUUCUACCUUAAAAGAUUUUUUUUCAAUUUAUUUAUUUUCAGUUCGGGACAUUUAUGAAAAUAGUGAAGGAUUGGAGAUUAUUUUGGUCGGUCGUCGCCCGCCUCGGGGCUGUGUCACAACAGUAGCCAGCCUGUCACUCUGCGGCGGGAGGCUAAUAACGGCUGGUUCUCUUCAGGCCAUCGGCGAGAUUACAAAAAAAAAAGAAAGAAAAGAAGAUAUUACAACAGCAAAGCAACGGGUGUUGCCAUGGUGACAGUAAUAACAGUCAGAAAUCAGACUUGUGAGUUACGACUUCUCCAAAGGAUCAUUUGUCUCUUGUGUGUCCUCUUUUCGGGAACUCAUUGGAGGACCUCCGAGGAUCGGCUCGUUGACGGUGAAAGCACGUAAAACAAGAAUCUUGUCAUCAGCUUCUCCCAGAAACAAUACAGCAUUCUACUUCAUUAAAAAAA
Hippocampus comes (tiger tail seahorse) is the source of this 5532-nucleotide messenger RNA. RefSeq names its product adhesion G protein-coupled receptor G2a (gene adgrg2a). Bases 245 to 4876 code for a protein of 1543 amino acids. Gene Ontology annotation, biological process: adenylate cyclase-activating G protein-coupled receptor signaling pathway; cell surface receptor signaling pathway. Gene Ontology annotation, cellular component: plasma membrane. Gene Ontology annotation, molecular function: G protein-coupled receptor activity. The record is from RefSeq and is a predicted model, not a curated record. The transcript has 19 exons. Lineage: Eukaryota; Metazoa; Chordata; Actinopteri; Syngnathiformes; Syngnathidae.